AGUAUAAUAGACAGAUCUCAUUACUGUAAAUAAUAUAUCAGUCACUUCUCUAUGGGUUGAGGUUUGGGGUUCGGUGAGUUGGGGUUCGGGUUCACCUGAGCCGAGACGUUAUGGGCCAGGCGGGCGCUGAUUGGCUGGCACGGGUUCACCUGAGCCGAGACGUUAGGGCCAGGCGGGCGCUGAUUGGCUGACAACUUCCCAAUGGUAAUAUUUGAAUUUACUUGGGAAGGAAAACAUCUAGUCAGACGAGCUGUAAAUUUAUGAAAAAAAAUGGCCCAAAACGUCCCACCAGGAACAGUUGCUGCCUCAGAUUCCAACAAAAAUAACAAUGAGAGGGCUAUAGCAGGCAGAGACUCACACUCCGUCAGUAAAAGACUUCAGCAUGAAUUGAUGACUCUGAUGAUAUCCAUGGACAAAGGAAUUUCUGCAUUCCCAGAUGGAGACAACUUGUUUAAGUGGGUUGGAACACUCACAGGUCCAGCAUCUACAGUAUAUGAGGGACUAUCAUACAGAUUGUCAUUAGAAUUCCCAAGUAGCUACCCAUAUGCUGCCCCGACAGUCAAGUUCAUAACUUCCUGUUUCCACCCUAAUGUUGAUCUACAUGGAAACAUCUGCUUAGAUAUUUUAAAAGAAAAGUGGUCUGCAUCUUAUGAUGUUCGGGCCAUUCUCCUCUCAAUCCAGUCUUUGCUGGGAGAACCAAACAAUGACAGUCCUCUUAAUGGACAUGCAGCUGAACUAUGGGCUAACCAGGUAGCAUACAAGAAACAUCUAUUAGAGCAUUACAAGAAGGCAAAUGGAGAAUCCAAGUAAUAAUCCAACUUUGUUUGUACAGUACUGUAUGUAUACAGUAUUUGUGAGCUUGGAAAUGCACUCAAGUUUCAUUGCAGUUGUAUGGUUGUGCUUGGAUAUGUGAAGUGUGUUUUAUGACUAUUAGAACAAAGCUUAUUGGUCAGUAAUCCUUCAGUUAAUUUGACGGUUUAUUCUAAUAAAAGUGUGAUUUUAAGUUUUGGUCAACAGACCAGUAAAUCAUUUUAAUAACAUAAUAAGAUUAAAUAUGAUAAUACUGUAUAUUCUUCCACUAUAUAGCAGUGUAACUGUAGCAGAGUAGAUCAUAAUAUAUCUAAAACAUACAGUAGCUACUGCAGGAGGAGCACUUGAUAUUUUACCGUUUUUAUUAAAUUGACUAAGGUUUACUGUACAGUGUAUAUUUAUUAAUCAAAGAGUUACUGUUUUAUUUGCUUAUUAGCAUGUUUGGAAAACUUUUGAGAUUGUUUGUAUGUUGUAGAUAUCAAAUCACCUGUGCCAUCCUCAGGUCUGAGGGUGGCUUAUGAAUUGGCAGUAAUCAUCUUGUUUACAAAUUGCAAUAAACCUUCUCCUCUUUCAUAACCCAGGUGGUCCUACGUCUGUUGCUUCUUUACUCUUCCCUGCAUUCGUAUGAAAAUCGACCAUUGUAAAUCUAACUAACCUUCACUAAAUUUCAGUUACUUUUUACCUUCUUUAAAUUUUCAUAAAACGUCUACCUUAUUCUCACCAUUAUUUGUUAAUGCAUAAACCUGAAUUAUUGCUAAGUCCAUGGGUGUAAUAUAAAACUUGAUGAUUAGAACUUUUUGACACUGCCUGAAAUCCCUCUACACGACUUAAUUACUUCUGCUCUACAAAAAUUUCAGCACCUCCAGCUUUUCACCACCUGAAUAUAUGAAGGGGUAUUCUUCUCCACUAAGAGUAUUUGGGCCUUUUCAUCUCGCUUCACCUAGAAUGCCACACUGCAAUAUUUACAUCUUCGUGCAAACAUUUGCUUAUGUCACAUUCAUAUACACUACAUUCUAGGUUCCUAUUUUAAGUAUAUAUUUAUCUUGUUUACCUAAUGGCCACCCACUAGAGGUGGCCAUGCUGAGGAAAGGACAGCAAGUGGCCUUUGUAGUUCGUGAUAAUUUUUCAUGGGCUAUUUUGAUGCCCAAUAUUGUUUGUGGUUUCACAGACAAACGUUAGAUUUGGUUAAGUUAGGUCAGGUUUUGUUAGGUUUGGAGUGAUUUGUUUUUUGUAUGCUUUUGCCAUACAAUCAAAAUACUGUAUAUAAGAAAAAUGUGAUUUCGUCUAAAAAGUCGUGGGUGGUCCUAAAACGAAUGACCCAAAACUUCACAGUUCCAGCCUUAUACUUUUGUAUUACAACAGUAUCCUUCUCAUCUUAUAUAUUCUAAUGAUACUCUGAUAUUAAUAAGCAAUUCUGAAGAGUGGAACGUUGUCAAUACUAAAUAGAUUCAAUAAAAAACACACCCAUAUGAACUAAUGAACAGUCAACAUUGACAGAAGUAGGUGUACUGUACUGUACUGUACGACUCGUCUUUCUGUCUUAUUGAAAUCGAAGAAAGGUUUCGUUUCUUAGGGAGUUGCUAUAGCAAUUAAUAGCUGCACAAUACCAGGGCCUCAUUGUAGCUGCUAUAAAGAAAUGCACAAAAAUAAAAUCGUGAUUUUUUCGAA
This is a messenger RNA of Homarus americanus (American lobster), 2478 nucleotides long. RefSeq names its product ubiquitin-conjugating enzyme E2 C-like (gene vih). The record is from RefSeq and is a predicted model, not a curated record. The coding region runs from base 271 to 810 and encodes 179 amino acids. The transcript has 4 exons. Lineage: Eukaryota; Metazoa; Arthropoda; Malacostraca; Decapoda; Nephropidae.